Messenger RNA from Cuscuta campestris, 2155 nucleotides. NCBI's taxonomy places the organism in Eukaryota, Viridiplantae, Streptophyta, Magnoliopsida, Solanales, Convolvulaceae. The record is from the annotation of a GenBank genome assembly.
GCUCUUCAGAAUUUUGGACAUUUCAUGUCCAUGUUCCAGCAGCCGGGAGGAUUUUCACCUUUUUAUCCGGGAUUGUAUCCACAAUCUUCGCCUCAAACUAACGUCAUUCGCCCGAUCGUCCCGACAAACCUGAUCGGGGAGAUGGAUAAAGCAGGUCCAUCCCGGUCUAGAAGAAGCCGGUCCCGUAGGUCACAAACAAAGGUGACCUUGGACGGGAAUGUGCGUUCAGUCCACAGCAAGGACGAGGAUUGGGACGUCCCCCAAGCGCUCAAAAAAUUGAAGGGAAAGGAUGUUCAACCAGAAGGAUCUAGGAGGUCGGCCUUCCAAAGGCUGGGACACGAUGGCCGAAAUCAAAACAGGUCAGCAAAGGAACGGUUGGGAGUGGAAACCAUCCCGGCUAGUGCCUUUAAUCGUGUGGGGAGAGGAGCCGGACGACCUGGUCAGACCAGGCGAACGGAACCACCCCCACGCGAUGAGCCCCAGCACAGCCGGGCGCCGCGGGAGGAAGAAGCCGAAAGCCACCCCAGGCAUCUGACCCGUUCUCAUGUUGAACAACCUCGGGAUCGUGUGGGCCGAGUCGAGGCACGUCUGGAGAAACUGCAACGCCGAGUAGACCGGGAAGAAAAGAAGAAGAUUCUGCUGAACGAAUCUCCGUUCACAGACCGGGUUCAUGAGACCCCGUUUCCAAAGAAGGCGAAACUUGAAGUCCAGAAGUUCACCGGGAAGGAGGACCCGGAAAUUCACGUCAAAACCCUCCAUCAAAGUGGGCGGAUGAUGGGUCUUUCCGGGGAUGAGAAAUGUUUGCUUUUCUUUCAAACCCUCCGCGGCCGCGCCGCCGAGUGGUUUCAUAACUUACCGGCCGGUGAAAUCGAUUCUUUCGAUGAGCUGCCUGAGGUGUUUCAAGAAAAGUUUAAGGAAAAUUGUACCAAGAGGAAAAAAUUCACCUACUUGAGUACAGCCGGGCAGCGAGAGCACGAGGAUCUGACAAAAUUCCUUACCCGGUGGAAGGAUGAAGUUGACAAGGUGGAGGAGAUGGACGACAAAACAACCAUGUCCCUCCUUGUGUCCGGGCUCCGGUCUGGAGAGCUUUACAAAGAAUUCUGCAGGAGGCCUCCCCAGUCCUACCAAAAGGCCUAUAACACGGCCUGGGAUUAUGCUGACGCUGAGGCACAGGUGUCAACCAAGCGGGAGGCCGAGCAGGGCCAUUCAAAAGGAAAGAUUUCCUUGAAAAAGGAGAUUGGAUUGCCCGAGUGUAACAGUGUGAAAGGAGUAAUAAAGCAGAUGAUCGAGGCCGGGGAGAUUGAUCCUGAGUACCUGGCUCAGGCCAAACCAAAGAAGAAUCAAUGGGUUAGGCCUGAAGGACAGCCGGCCGAACAGAACAAGAAGAAGAAAGCAGCCGGCAAGGAGCAUUUACAGGUCAUCUACGGUGGACCGGAAGGGGGAGAUUCUGCUUCCCAAAGGAAGAAGUGGGGGAGAGAGAUCUACGUGGGGACGGUAGCCCUCAAUCCCCGGUCAAAACAAGAAAGACGGGAACCGAUCACUUUUACUGACCGGGACCUUCCCGCCACCGGAGAAGAUCACAAUGACCCCCUGGUGAUAACUAUGGACAUGGGUGGAGUUGAUGUCUCCCGGGUACUUGUUGACACGGGCAGCAGUGUUAACAUUUUGUACCUGGAGGCAUUUGAGAAGCUCAAGUUGUGUCGAACACGGCUUGAGCCCCUAAAGACUCCCCUGUCUGGGUUUACCGGGGACUCAGUCGAAGCUGAAGGGUCGAUUCUUCUAACUUGUGAGCUGGGCACAGGCGACCAGGUCGUCCAAAAGCAAAUGAGGUUUGUAGUUGUGAACAUCAAAUGUGUUCACAACGCUAUUUUGGGCCGGCCUGGGAUAAACAAGGUUCGAGGGGUCAUCUCCAUGGCCCACCUCUUCUUAGCAUUAUCAAUAACAAACCGGGUUACAGGUGUUUCCACCUACAGCCCUUCCGAUUACUUUUACUUAGUGUUUGCGUGGUAAUUUACACCAUCAAUACUGAAGAUCAUUAAAAAAAUGAAUGAGAAAUUUAUUUCAAGACGGAAGAAAUACAAUAUUUCAUCGAUCGAUUUAACUACGCAAUAUUUUUAUCAUAUUAUUUACUCUGUAAUAAAUUGAAAAGAUAAAA